GGAUUCUUUCGACGUACACACCGGAUGAAUCUGGAGUACCGGACUUGUCCAUUUCUUCCGAGCGCACCUUGUGAAAUCAACAUGGCAACCAGAAACAAAUGUCAGUUCUGUAGAUUUCAAAAAUGUCUUCAUGUUGGAAUGUCACUUGGUGCUUCUAGGUUUGGUCGUAUGCCUCGCGAAGAAAGACUUAAAAUUCUCCAUGAAUUGAAAAAAGAAGCGAGCUGUGCUACAUGGGAGGAAAAACGAAAAAUAGAACUGCGACAGUUCACCGACAGCAUCCACCAAUCAUUCAGAGAGAUAUUUAAACAAUAUAGGGGGUCGCGACAGUUAAAAGAAAAAUCUAACGGA
Molecule: messenger RNA, 348 nt
Organism: Saccoglossus kowalevskii
Lineage: Eukaryota; Metazoa; Hemichordata; Enteropneusta; Harrimaniidae
Product: peroxisome proliferator-activated receptor gamma-like
Biological process (GO): positive regulation of transcription by RNA polymerase II; negative regulation of transcription by RNA polymerase II; hormone-mediated signaling pathway
Molecular function (GO): RNA polymerase II cis-regulatory region sequence-specific DNA binding; zinc ion binding; nuclear receptor activity
Source: RefSeq, a predicted model, not a curated record